Molecule: messenger RNA, 1574 nt
Organism: Mercurialis annua (annual mercury)
Lineage: Eukaryota; Viridiplantae; Streptophyta; Magnoliopsida; Malpighiales; Euphorbiaceae
Product: UDP-glycosyltransferase 74G1-like
Exons: 2
Coding region: 103-1470 (455 amino acids)
Molecular function (GO): UDP-glycosyltransferase activity
Source: RefSeq, a predicted model, not a curated record
ACUUAUAAAUAGCAAGAAUGCCACUGAAGCCAAGUACAAAUACCUUGCUGCACACUCCAAGAAAACACAGAGAUCAGAAAAAGCUUCAAACUAAGCUCAACAAUGGCGGAAAAACAAGAAACACCCACUAAACCCCAUGUUCUCAUCCUCCCAUAUCCAGCUCAAGGUCACAUAAACCCAAUGCUCCAAUUCGCCAAGCGCUUAGUCUCCAAAGGACUCAAAUCCACACUCGCAAACACCAUCGCCAUCAACAAAUCAAUGCACUCAAACCCCAAAACCCUAAUCGAAAUCGAAACCUACUCCGACGGGUACGACGAAGGCGGCUACGCUCAAGCUGAGAGCGCAGAGGUUUACUUACAAACUCUAGAAGUCGCCGGUUCGAAAUCCGUGGCGGAGUUGAUCAAGAAACUUGGAGACUCGGGUCAGCCCGUUACUGCAAUUAUUUACGACGGGUUUAUGCCGUGGGCGCUUGAUGUGGCUAAGAAAUUUGGAAUUGUGGCGGUGGUGUUUUUGACUCAAGCUUGUAGUGUUAAUGUUAGUUAUUAUUGUGUUCAGAUGGGUUUGCUUGAAGUUCCGGUGGUGAAUCCUACGGUGGCGCUUCCUGGUUUGCCGGUGUUUCGGGUUUCGGAGCUGCCGUCGUUUUUGUCAGAUUAUGGAUCUCAUCCUGGGUUUGGUUAUUUGUUGGUGGAUCAGUUUAGAAAUAUUGGUGAAGCUGAUUGGGUUCUCUGCAACACAUUUUAUAAUUUGGAGGAAGAGGUGGUGGACUGGAUGGCUAAAAAAUGGAGACUAAGAACAGUAGGACCAACACUGCCAUCAAAAUACUUGGAUAAAAGACUUGAAGACGAUACAGAUUACGGCAUCCAUCUGUAUAAACCAGAUUCAAGCACAUGUAUACAUUGGCUCCAAACCAAACCUACCAAUUCAGUCGUAUACGUCUCCUUCGGCAGCAUGGCGGAUCUCGGAGCAGAACAAAUGGAAGAGCUAGCAUUUGGAUUAAAAAGUACUAAAUACUACUUCUUAUGGGUAGUAAAGGAGUCAGGAAAACACAAACUGCCCGACAAUUGCAUCGACAACGAAAAAGGUUUGGUGGUGACAUGGUGCCCGCAAUUGGAGGUUUUAGCUCAUGAUUCAGUAGGUUGCUUUGUGACACAUUGUGGAUUAAACUCUGUUCUUGAAGCAUUGUGCUUAGGAGUUCCGAUUGUGGCGUUGCCGCAAUGGAGCGACCAGCCUACGAAUGCGAAGAUGGUCGAGGAUGUAUGGAAAGUGGGGAUCCGAGCUCCGCGCAAUGAUGAUGGUGUUGUGCAAAGAGAGAGCGUGGAGAGGUGCGUUAGAGAAGUGAUGGAGGGUGAUAAGGGGAGAGUGAUUAAGGAGAAUGCUAUGAAAUGGAAGAUUUUAGCUAAGGAGGCGGUUGAUGAAGGUGGAAGUUCUGAUAGAAAUAUUGAUGAACUUGUGGCUAAAUUAAAUAGCUAGCUUGCUUCUUGAUAUUUUAGCAUUGAAUUUGUAUUUCUACGUUGAUCAUUCGUAUCUUCAUUGUUGUAAUGUUUAAUAAAGAAUUAAUGUACAAAAUUCUAAUA